Molecule: messenger RNA, 318 nt
Organism: Fusarium falciforme
Lineage: Eukaryota; Fungi; Ascomycota; Sordariomycetes; Hypocreales; Nectriaceae
Exons: 2
Coding region: 1-318 (105 amino acids)
Source: RefSeq, a predicted model, not a curated record
AUGUCAGGCACUGAGAGCGCUGCUUCAAACCCCGGAGGCUUUGACCUCCUACGAAGGGCCACCCAGGCCAUGAUGUCAAGUCCUCCCUCCAAAUCUCUUGCCCAUUUUCUACAUAUCCGUUGGGAUCUCGUUGCGGUCCCAAGCUGGGGCCCUACUCCCGACAUCGAAUAUCCCGGCUUGAUCCCAGGGAAGUUGGCAAGCCCCUCACCAGGCCCAGGCGUCUUGGAGCUCGAUGGUGGCAACGAUGACGGGCCCUUCAGCACUCGAGCCCAGCAGCUUCAGCAGCGCCUCCUCGAGUCAGCCUCCUGUUCCGGCUAG